GUCGCACUGAGCCAUGGCAAAGGCGAUGGAACUUGUGAAGGUGGCUGCUUUUGCACUGCUGGGAUGGUAUUUGGGCUGUAGGACAUUCACUUUGCCCCGAAGUACAAUCACCAGCUUGCCAGCCGCUGCUGCUCAUGGACAGAGAUCAAGGUCUGCGGUGCGUCUGCGGGCCGAGGAGACCGAGGGCGGCGUGGCCGCGUGGGCGAUUCAAGGACUAUGUGAGCAAACAUCAACCUGCAAAACGGAUAGGAAAAUUGGCUGUGCGCCGACUUCUCCGGGUUCUUUCCACAAGCAUCAAACAGAAGUCCGGGUGGGCCUCAUCCAUAUACCAGGCAUGAUCAAGGAUUUCCGGUCGGCCUUUGAGAAGCUAAAUGUCACCAAUGAGACAUACUUCCAAACCGAGGUACCGGAGGCUUUCCAGCUGCCCUUGGCCACAAAGCUGCUGGCCAUGUCAAACACAGUGGACGUGGUCGUGGUGGUCCAGACCCAUAGGAUCUCAGAACAGGAGCAGGCCGAGAUCUUGCGAGGCUUCCAGACGGUGGCUUUGACCACAAAUGUGCCUGUGGUGCCUUGCAGCCCAAGUUCAGAUUUGGACAGCGUUGCCGACACGGCCGUGCAGAUGGCUGAGAUUCGACAGCAGGCGCUAAUGGGUGGCGGGCCCCGCCGCAGCAUCUUCUUCGGCAUCGGAGCCAACAAGACCGGCGGGGACGCGGGCAAGAAGGGCAAGAUCUACUUCUGACCUUCUGACCUCUGAGUCGUAACGGCAGCAUGCGAACAAUUGUUUAAGUGUCGUAAGCAACGCGAGAGAGCGUGGCAAACCAGACAGAUAGCGGCUGGCUUUUCGUGGGGCUUGCCGGAUUCCGGAUUUUCUGGGCUGUCUGCUUAGAUGCAUGAAGCAAUCUCAGCAAGGUCCAUUUCCUUGUCGGCAAAGUUAGAAUCAAAAGCGAAGCAAGGCUGUUUGGGACGGUGCGGGAGCAGCAAAAGGGCGUCCCUUCUGGCGAACCGCUGGGGCUGGUGAGUUCCAGAUGGACGCGCAUAUUCAGUUUCCCCUUUGUGGAAGAUAGAGACUCGAGGCUGUCGAGCCUCGGUACGAAAUUUUCGAAAGCUUUGGCCGUCUGACUGCACACGGCAGUAUUCACUCUCUCAUCUUGGAGCC
Molecule: messenger RNA, 1156 nt
Organism: Effrenium voratum
Lineage: Eukaryota; Dinophyceae; Suessiales; Symbiodiniaceae
Source: the annotation of a GenBank genome assembly